UUGUGGCGCUGACGUCAUAUUCCAGCGUCCCGGUCGUGUUUUCCCUCCUGUGGCUCCGUUUGGGUUUCUGCUUGUUCCUGAGUUCUUUGUUUUUCCUGCAGUUUUUCCAGAACCAGGAGGAUCCAGAGGCCAGGAUGGGACCCGUAGAGGUUCUUCAGAGCUGUUGUAGGUGAUGACGGCUCUGAGCAGGAAGAAUCUCCUGUAGCAGUCUGCGUUACAGUGAAUAUGUAGAAGCUUCUGACUGAAGACAUUGGUUCUGGUUCUGAGGAGGUUCAGGGUUAUCCAGAAAAGCUGUCUAAGAUCUCAGACUCACAAAUAACUCCUCCACAUGUCGGUUUUCUCCCAAAGCUUUUCUCCCUGCGGCCGCUUCCUGGCGGCUGGGAACAACUACGGAGAGAUCGCCCUGUUCAGCCUGUCUGCGGCUCUCAGUCCAGACGCCACGACGGCCAAUCAGAAGCCUGUUCUGACGUUCACAGCUCAUGAAGGUCCCGUCUUCAGUCUGCUCUCCACCGACUCCGUCCUGCUGAGCGCAGGGAACGGCGAGGUCAGCGCCUGGAACUGGACCGAACUCAUCAAGAAGAAUGUGAAGCCGCUGUGGACGAAGAGGCCGAACUACAAGUCCAGUCUGGAGAUUCCAGAGAUCAACUCCAUGGCCAUCAACCCUCGAGACGACAGCCUGGCGAUCGGAGCGGGGGACAACAACGUCCACAUCCUGGACCUGGAGCAUGGCGCCUUCAAGGCGACCCUGCAGGGUCACACAGACUACGUGCACUGCGUGUGCGUACGUGAGCGGGAGGCGGAGCUUCUGUCUGGCAGCGAGGACGGCGCUGUGCGGAUGUGGGACUGCAGGACGGGGCAGAGCGUUCACUGCAUCGAGGUCCAUAAGUACGAGAGCUGCGCCAGGCCUCAGCACGGGAAGUGGAUCAGCUGCCUGACCACGGACUCUGAUUGGAUGCUGUGUGGCGGCGGCCCGUCUCUGUCCCUGUGGCAUCUGCGCUCGCUGUCGCCGACCUCUGUGUUCCCGCUGAGCGGCUGCCAGCGCCGGGCCGCAUUCCACCAGGACAUGAUCCUAGCUGUGGGCGACGGUGCCUUCGUCUCCCACUGCCUUCUGGGAGGAGAGGUCAAAGGUCAGAUCCCGUGCACACCACCAAGCCUCAACACGCUGCAGCUGAACACAAAGAGCUCCGAGCACCGGGUGCUGACGGUCGGUGGCGGCAGCAGCAAGAUUGACGUCUUCACCAACCUGUCCUACAGAGCCUUCUCCCUCAGCUUCUGACCAGAACCAGAACCAGGACCAGGACAGGAUCGGAUGAGGAGUAGAACCAGGACGAACUCUAAAUAAAAUUCAGUCUUUGUUACAUUUCACUGAUUGUAACUUUCGUCACUUGCAGUCCGCUGUCACUCGUUAAUGCAUCCAGAACCUCCCCUGGGUCCUUCUGGGCCGGAACCAGAACCAGAACGCUGAUCCGUAAACAGGCCGUCGUCUUGUCGAAUUUGCUCCUUUAGGAGAUUUUAGGCAGGAAAAUAAAUUUUAAUAAAAAAUGAAAAUGAA
Messenger RNA from Xiphophorus couchianus (Monterrey platyfish), 1552 nucleotides. It is a transcript of the gene thoc6, whose product is annotated as THO complex 6. The transcript has 14 exons. Gene Ontology annotation, biological process: mRNA export from nucleus. Gene Ontology annotation, molecular function: protein binding. The record is from RefSeq and is a predicted model, not a curated record. Lineage: Eukaryota; Metazoa; Chordata; Actinopteri; Cyprinodontiformes; Poeciliidae. Gene Ontology annotation, cellular component: THO complex; transcription export complex. Bases 329 to 1276 code for a protein of 315 amino acids.